Messenger RNA from Enhydra lutris kenyoni (northern sea otter), 756 nucleotides. RefSeq names its product kallikrein-9. The transcript has 5 exons. Gene Ontology annotation, molecular function: serine-type endopeptidase activity. The coding region runs from base 1 to 756 and encodes 251 amino acids. NCBI's taxonomy places the organism in Eukaryota, Metazoa, Chordata, Mammalia, Carnivora, Mustelidae. The record is from RefSeq and is a predicted model, not a curated record. Gene Ontology annotation, biological process: proteolysis.
AUGAGGCUGGGAUUCGUCUGUGCUCUGUUUUCUCUCCUGGCAGGGCAUGGCUGGGCAGACACCCGAGCCAUCGGGGCUGAGGAAUGCCGCCCCAACUCGCAGCCCUGGCAGGCCGGGCUCUUCUACCUCACCCACCUGUUCUGCGGGGCUUCCCUCAUCAGUGACCGCUGGCUGCUCACAGCUGCCCACUGCCACAAGCCGUAUCUGUGGGUCCGCCUUGGGGAGCACCACCUCUGGCAAUGGGAGGGUCCAGAGCAACUGUUCCGGGCCACGGACUUCUUCCCCCACCCUGGGUUCAACAAGGACCUCAGGGCUCACGACCACAGUGAUGACAUCAUGCUGAUCCGUCUGCCCAGGAAGGCACACCUGGGACCUGCUGUGCAACCCCUCAACCUCAGCCAGACCUGCGUCUCCCCAGGCACCCAGUGCCUCAUCUCAGGCUGGGGGGCUGUGUCCAGUCCUAAGGUGCAGUACCCACUGACGCUACAGUGUGCCAACAUCAGCAUCCUGGAUCACAACCUCUGCCGUUGGGCAUAUCCCGGCCACAUCUCGGACAGUAUGCUCUGUGCCGGCCUCUGGGAGGGGGGCCGGGGCUCCUGCCAGGGUGACUCUGGGGGCCCCCUGGUUUGCGACGGGACCCUGGCGGGUGUGGUAUCUGGGGGUGCCGAGCCCUGCUCCAGACCCUGGCACCCCGCCGUGUACACCAGCGUGUGCCACUACGUGGACUGGAUCCGAAAAACCAUGGAGGACAACUGA